Messenger RNA from Hymenoscyphus albidus, 1730 nucleotides. The record is from the annotation of a GenBank genome assembly. Lineage: Eukaryota; Fungi; Ascomycota; Leotiomycetes; Helotiales; Helotiaceae.
UCCACCUUCCCCUGUUGACCCCCGUUGACCCCUGUCCCAAGGAAAUUCGGUGCAGGGGACUUGUCAAAAGUUCCCUCCGUCGAAGGUCAAAAGGAGAUGAAAGUCCAUGAGCUUUUUCCCUCCUCUUCACCGCAUCCCACUUCAACUUUCUUUCCUCCCGUUCCCCAUUUUAUUCUUUUGCAGCAGCACUUCUUCAACCUCUAUCCCUACUUAAUUCAACAUGACUUCCAACGGCGUCAAGCUCGAGACCGAGGACCACUCCCGUGAUGCUGCCUUCAACAAGGCCAUGCACUUGGACUCUUCCAACGCCACCGGAGGAUGGAGCGCCAUGAUGAAGAAGGACAAGGCCGCCCAGAAAGCUGCGGUGGAUGAGUACUUCAAGCAUUGGGAUAACAAGACUGCAAAAGACGAGACUCUGGCGGAUCGAGAGGUAUGUAACUCUGUGGUGCCGCAAGUAUACAAGUACCUCCCUGCUAACAAUUCUCCCCCACCACAGGCAAGAAAGGCCGAAUACGCAACCCUCACAAGACAGUAAGCGGCCCUAUUUCACCUUUGGCUAUUCGUGUAUACUUACUAUCAACGUAGUUACUACAAUCUCGGUACUGAUCUCUACGAGAACGGAUGGGGACAGUCUUUCCACUUCUGCCGUUUCGCACAUGGAGAGGGUUUCCACGCAGCCAUUGCCAGACACGAACAUUACCUCGCUGCCAAGAUUGGAAUUAAGGAUGGAGACAGAGUCCUCGAUGUAGGAUGUGGUGUUGGUGGACCAGCAAGAGAAAUCGCCAAGUUCACAGGUGCUCAUAUCACUGGAUUGAACAACAACGAUUAUCAAAUUGAGCGUGCCACUCGAUAUGCCGCAAAGGAGCACCUCUCCAACCAAUUGACCUUUGUCAAGGGUGAUUUCAUGGUGAGUCUUUCCCAAUGGCAUAAUUUGAAGUUAUUCUAAUACCUGGCAGCAAAUGGCCUUCCCUGCAGAAAGUUUCGACGCUGUCUAUGCCAUUGAAGCCACCGUCCAUGCCCCAAGUCUCGAGGGUGUCUACUCACAAAUCUUCCGCGUUCUUAAGCCAGGUGGUGUCUUUGGUGUCUAUGAAUGGCUUAUGACCGACAACUACGACAACAACAACGAGCACCACCGCGAAAUCCGUCUUGGUAUCGAGGAAGGUGACGGAAUCUCCAACAUGGUCAAGAUUUCCGAGGGUAUUGCCGCCAUCAAGGCUGCCGGUUUUGAGCUCGAGCUUCACGAGGAUUUGGCCAAGAGACCUGAUGCUACUCCUUGGUACUACCCUAUUGCUGGUGACUUUAAGUACAUGGGUUCAUACUGGGAUUUCUUCACUAUUGCCAGAAUGACCAAGCUUGGUCGUGGAAUCGUCCACAAGUUCGUUGGUGCGCUGGAGAUGGUUGGUAUUGCUCCAGGUGGAACACAGAAGACUGCGGAUAGUUUGGCAAAGGCUGCUGAUUGUUUGGUUGCUGGUGCCAAGGAAGAUCUUUUUACGCCUAUGUACUUGAUGAUUGCACGAAAACCUCUCGACAAGUAAAUGAUCUUGUCUGAAGGCUGUGGUUCUGGAAAAAUUCCAUUCAUGAAAGGAAUGGACUCAAUUAGGGAAAUGGUCCUGCUAUCGGAGUUGGGGGGACAAGACUUUGUACAUUGAAUGAUGGUGGUUCCAUCAUAGCCAUCGUGGACGGGGCUUGUUUGUGUAUAGAAAGGAAGCUCGCGUCCAUUGAUGAUGAGG